Messenger RNA from Peronospora matthiolae, 213 nucleotides. Lineage: Eukaryota; Oomycota; Peronosporomycetes; Peronosporales; Peronosporaceae. The record is from the annotation of a GenBank genome assembly.
AUGGACAUGGAGAUCAGGAACCUGAAAUGCGACCGAACGAUCAGUGAAGUCGACCUUCCAGCUGGACGCAAGACUGUGAAGUCCAAGUGGGUAUUUAAGCGCAAAACGCAUCUUGAUGGAAGUCUGGACAACUUUGAGGCUCGUAUUGUGGCAAAGGGAUUCAGUCAGAGACCAGGUGAAUACUUCUACGCAACGCUCAGUCCCGUUGUAUGA